Molecule: messenger RNA, 4687 nt
Organism: Callithrix jacchus (white-tufted-ear marmoset)
Lineage: Eukaryota; Metazoa; Chordata; Mammalia; Primates; Cebidae
Source: RefSeq, a predicted model, not a curated record
GCGCGGCGCGGCGCGGCGCCAUCUUGCAGCCGGCGGCGCGGAUUGAAUGAGCCCGCCGAGCCCCGGCCGCCGUCGGGAGCAGCGCAGGCCGCGAGCCGCCGCCACCAUGGCCACGCCGCUGACCGGCCGCGCGGGCGGGCCCGCCACGCCGCUGUCGCCCACGCGCUUGUCGCGGCUGCAGGAGAAGGAGGAGCUGCGCGAGCUCAACGACCGCCUGGCGCACUACAUCGACCGCGUCCGCGCGCUAGAGCUGGAGAACGAUCGGCUCCUGCUGAAGAUCUCAGAGAAGGAGGAGGUGACCACGCGCGAGGUGAGUGGCAUCAAGGCGCUGUACGAGUCGGAGCUGGCUGACGCCCGCAGAGUCCUGGAUGAGACAGCUCGAGAGCGCGCCCGGCUGCAGAUAGAGAUAGGGAAGCUGAGGGCAGAGCUGGACGAGGUCAGCAAGAGCGCCAAGAAGAGGGAGGGCGAGCUCACGGUGGCCCAAGGCCGAGUGAAGGACCUGGAGUCCCUGUUCCACCGGAGCGAGGCGGAGCUAGCAGCUGCCCUCAGCGACAAGCGCGGCCUGGAGAGUGACGUGGCUGAGCUGCGGGCCCAGCUUGCCAAGGCCGAGGACGGUCAUACAGUGGCCAAAAAGCAGCUGGAGAAGGAGACGCUGAUGCGCGUGGACCUGGAGAACCGCUGCCAGAGCCUGCAGGAGGAGCUGGACUUCCGGAAGAGCGUGUUCGAGGAGGAGGUUCGCGAGACGCGGCGGCGGCACGAGCGGCGCCUGGUGGAGGUGGACAGCAGCCGGCAGCAGGAGUACGACUUCAAGAUGGCGCAGGCGCUGGAGGAGCUGCGGAGCCAGCACGACGAGCAAGUGCGGCUCUACAAGCUGGAGCUGGAGCAGACCUACCAGGCCAAGCUGGACAGCGCCAAGCUGAGCUCCGACCAGAACGACAAGGCGGCCAGCGCGGCCCGCGAGGAGCUCAAGGAGGCCCGCAUGCGCCUGGAGUCCCUCAGCUUCCAGCUCUCCGGCCUCCAGAAGCAGGCCAGCGCAGCUGAGGAUCGCAUCCGGGAGCUGGAGGAGGCCAUGGCCGGGGAGCGAGACAAGUUCCGGAAGAUGCUGGACGCCAAGGAGCAGGAGAUGACGGAGAUGCGGGACGUGAUGCAGCAGCAGCUGGCCGAGUACCAGGAGCUGCUGGACGUCAAGCUGGCCCUGGACAUGGAGAUUAGCGCCUACCGCAAGCUGCUGGAGGGCGAGGAGGAGAGGCUGAAGCUGUCUCCCAGCCCAUCCUCGCGCAUCACCGUCUCUCGAGCCACCUUGAGCGGCAGCGGCAGCGGCAGCAGCACGCCGGCCACUGGGCGCUUGGGCCGCAGUAAGCGGAAGCGGCUGGAGGUGGAGGAACCCUUGGGCAGCGGCCCCAGCGUCCUGGGCACGGGCGGCGGCGGCAGCUUCCACCUGGCCCAGCAGGCCUCGGCCUCGGGCAGCGUCAGCAUAGAGGAGAUCGACCUGGAGGGGAAGUUCGUGCAGCUGAAGAACAACUCAGACAAGGAUCAGUCUCUGGGGAACUGGAGGAUCAAGAGGCAGAUCUUUGAGGGGGAGGAGAUCGCCUACAAGUUCACGCCCAAAUAUGUCCUGCGUGCUGGCCAGAUGGUCACGGUAUGGGCAGCUGGGGCUGGGGUGGCCCAUAGCCCCCCCUCAACGCUGGUGUGGAAGGGCCAGAGCAGCUGGGGCACGGGCGAGAGCUUCCGCACCGUCCUGGUCAAUGCGGAUGGCGAGGAAGUGGCCAUCAGGACCGUGAAGCAGUCCUCGGUGGCGCGGGAGAAUGAGAACGGGGAGGAAGAGGAGGAGGAAGCCGAGUUCGGCGAGGAGGAUCUUUUCCACCAACAGGGGGACCCGAGGACCACCUCGAGAGGCUGCUGCGUGAUGUGAACCCACACUCCUCAUCCACACACCUUUCUUUACCCAGAGCCACUGAAAACUAUUUUUAUAUCAUUGGCUUCAUUUAGUUCUUGAUACAUUUUUAGAGAAUUUCUAAGCAAACCGCCAGAACGUGUGGGCGGGUCUCCGCGCCCUCCCGCAGUGGGUCUCCUCCAGCUGCUUCAUCGCCGUUUCCCUGUGGUCCACAGACUUUCCAAUCCACCCCGCUCCCCAUCUCUCCAUUUGGUCCAGUUGGAAGCCCAGGGCCAGGACCCCGAGGUUUAGAAGAUGCUCAGGCUUGGAGGGAGGAGGGCUGGCAGGCUAGGGAGGGGACAGGAGGUGGUCUUCAUGCGAGACGGAGACUUGCUCUGUUGCCCAGGCUGGAGUUCAGUGGUGCUAUCUUGGCUCACUGCAGCCUCCGCCUCCUGAGUUCAAGUGAUUCUCCUGCCUCAGCCUCCUGAGCAGCUGAGAUUACAGGCGUGAGCCACCACAUCUAGCUAAUUUUUGUAUUUUUAGUAGAGACGGGGUUUCACCUCGUUGACUAGGCUGGUAUUGAACUCCUGACCUCGUGAUCCACCUAUCUUGGCCUCCCAAAAUGUUGGGAUUACAGGCUUGAGCCACUGCAGCCAGCAGGUUUUGCUUUUUGAAGGCUUUCUACAAAACCAAAUUCAGAGUUCAGGCUUCAACCUGGUGGGGCUGGAGGCCAGGCCUGCAGAUUCUGGCUGCCCAGACCCUCAGCCACACAGCAGGUGUGGACCAGCGAGGGGACCGCGUGGCCCCCAGGGUGGGUUUUCGCUGUGCUGCCUGGGCUUCCAGAGUCCCAGGUUUUUCUGUCAACUUGAUUUGCUGGAGUUUUUUGGAAGUUCAGUUCCUGACUGCAGGGCUGACGGCAGGGAAGGGAGAACGGGGCCCGGCCUGUUUGUUGUAAGAUCUGUCAUGACCACAGUGUGGAGGGGACGUCUCUGGUUCCCUCAGACACGGAGGCUGAGUUUCAGAGCAGCUGUCUGCAGGAAAUGCCACCAUGCCUGACCCUCUAGAGGAGAGUCUGCACCGCGCCUAUAUAUACACGUGCAUAUCCACACUGUAGCUUUAUCUGACCCUCUCGCUGAAACCAUGUUUCUCAGGCCAAGGCCACCUGAGUCCUGUCUCGACAUCCCCAAGCCCCUCAGUCCGGCUUCCUGACGCCCGGCACCCCUCUUUGGCAAUAGCUCACCGUUUACACCCUCCCUCAUAGAUACACAGAAGUUAUUUUUUUAAUGGAUAUUUAUUUUUUUACAUUGGUCAGUACGCAGAUCAGGGGUUCACGCCGGGGCCUUGAGGACAGGCUGACCCUCCUCGGGUGGCGUCGGGUUGGCGGACCCUCCGACGGCAAAGCCUCUUUCAGAAAGUGCAGCUCGAGUCUUAAAGAUGCUGAUACUGAGCCACGGGCACUCGCUGUCUCUGGGCCGUGCCGUCCACUGCAGGGCGGGGGUAGUGCCGCCUCCCUGGACUGAGUGUCCACUUCCUUGGGGACUGCUGGUGGGAGGAGGGUAAGGGAGGCCAGAGCCCCAGGCCUGGAAGGAGCCAGCAGCCAACAGCAGAAACACCCGCUGCCCCACGUGGCCCCAUCACCGUCCGCGCUCUGAGAAGCCCCCGCCCAUGUAGAGGGGGCGUGUCUUACCAAACCAUUUUCUCCUGGAAGGUCGGCUGGUGGGGGAGCUUUGCCUGCCUCAAGACACCCUCUGCCAGCCUCUGGAAGUGGGAAUGGGGGCGCCAGGCUGUGUCCUCUUCCCCACCCUCACGGCAGGAAUCACCUGGACCACACCGGCCACGCUUCAUGCCGUGAGGGUUCUGGGGUGGGUCUUGGUGGUCUUGGCUUGUGGGAGUCUGCGGUGGUCUCAGCCACAUCCUUUGUAUUUUGGGCCCAGGGGAGCAAAGCUGUAUCCUGGAGUUGGUCUGUGAUUUGCUGACAGCCUUGCAGGCUGGGCUCACGGACAAAGAAGUUCCCCUCAAACUCGCAGGUCCUGAUGUCCAGAGGCUGCCCAGGACCCCCCCAUGCUACAUUUGCCUUGAGUGGAGCUGUGGGUGCCCUUAGCUGAAGAGGGUAGCGAGAGACGUGGACUGGGUGGCCUGUGGGUGAUUGGAGGUUCAUUGAUAAAUGAUGAAUCUUUGGAAACACUAAGAAAAUCAAAAUUUUUAAAAAGUUAUUUACGGCCUGGGAAACUAUUUGCAUUUCUCCCAAAUACGCUUAGCUGUGUACCUCUUAGAAGAUGCGAAACCCUCCUUCUGUGUCAGCCCAUGCCGUGUGACUCUAAGCCUAGCACCCUCCCUGCGAGGCAUCAGACGCCGUCCAGCCCUGGGGGGUAGGCCCACGGCUGCUGGACCAACCGGGUUCUGGGGUGCACAGCCCCAGGUUAACGCUGAAGCCUGCCCCGUUGAGCCCAGGAGCCGGGGCCUGCGGGCUGACCCAAAAUCCGAUCGUGCACCUGUCCUCAUGCCAGCGGCUUUGGCUGGGGUUGGCCUGAGGCCUGCACGUGGCAGUUCUUUUUGUUAAAGAUCUGAGGGUCUCAGUCCUGGGGCGCCGCCUCCUGCAGCCUCUUCCAAGCCUGCAUCCAGCGAGCGUCACGCACAACCUGCAAAGGGAGCUGGGCUGCAGCCUCGGGCUGGCGUGGGCUUUCGGUUUAGAGAUUCGGUUUUUAAGAAGAUGCAUGCCAAAUGUGUGGGGUUUUCUUUUCCAAUGAUUUGUAAUAUACAUUUUAUGACUGGAAACUUUUUUGUACAACACUCCAAUAAACAUUUUGAUUUUAA